ACCUCCAGUGUACCAGUUCUCUGAUAAGGCACAUUCUAAAACCUUCCUCUCCACCUUGGUUUCAAAAGUCAAACACAUGAAUAACAAAUGGGAAAGAUAUUUGGAAAGAACAUUCCCACGCUUCCAUCAGCUAUAUUCAACUUUUAAAAAAGGGGCCCGGAUAUUCAUUUCAGAAGCGAGAGAAAUAAGAAAAAUACAAGCAAACAUGUCACAUAAAAAUAUUCAGUUUCAUCAGCUUCCAUACAGGGAGAUGGAGAGACUAAGACAAUUUCGCAGAGACCUGAUCAAGGCAAUUCCGGUUGGGAUUCUUGCUCUUCCACCAUUUGCCAACUAUUUGGUUCUUUUACUCAUGUAUUUUUUCCCAAGGCAACUCUUGAUACGGCACUUUUGGACUCCCAAACAGCAAGCUGAAUUCCUGGACACCUACCACAACAUGAGGAGGGAGGCAUACCCUGAAGUGCUUGAUGGGCUGAGGAGUCUUUCCCAUUGCAUCGCUGAUCCACAGCUUCGCAAACAGAUGCUAGAUCUCUGCAAAAAGGUCCAGGACGGAUGCCACCCCAAUGUAAGAGAACUUAAAGCUGUGAGGACCUUAUUUGUGGGGCAUCCCUUUGGCAUUCAGCAGCUGAGGGUGCAGCAAGUGAAAGUUCUCAGCCGAGUUUUGUUCCUGACCCCUCGAUUGCCAUCCUUCUUCUUAAGAUAUCGCUUGCGGACCCACGUGAAAGAGGUUCACCAACUGGACCGAGCCAUGCUUAAACUGGGGGUCAGACAGCUGACAGAUGAAGAAGCACAAGUGGCUUGCUAUGUUCGUGGCUUGAAUUCGGUUCACGUUAGCCCAUCAGCAUGCAAGAUGUGGUUGGACCAAUGGCUAGCACUCUCCUGUUCACUGGAAGAUUCCGAGGCGUCACUCUUAGCCCAUGGCAUGGUCUUACUGUCUACCAACUUUGCCCCUUCCUCCAAGAGCUGACGGAUGCCAGGUAGCUUCCCUUGGACAACUACUGAAAAAAAUGCUGCACCACUGCUCUUGGGUGAACCAGAAUUGGAAAUGGGAUGUUUGCUUACGCUGGCAAAAGGACCGGAGUCUAGAAGACAAGGUUUCUCCAACAAUUACUAUCCUUGAAGGAAAAGAUAAGAGGAACCAGUACAUGAAAACUAAAAGUCUUCCUACUACACUGCAGACACACUAGAGAACUGCCAGAGUAUCACUGAACAAUAGCCCACAAGGUUUCUAUUUAAGUCUGGCUCUGCAAGUACCUUGUAGGCCCCACAGCAAGAGAGGGCAGCUGAACGAGGUGCUGGCUACUGCCAGGGGGGAGUGACUUCUUCAUACUACAUUGAAUCCCCGCCAGCCAGCAACACUUCAGGAGGUAACGAGUAUUGAACAGUUAAGCUCUCUAUGGCUUUUGCUGCAGUUAUCUAAUAGACCUUCCCUCUUAAGUGUUAAGGGAUAAUGUUACUUUCAAAAGGCUGGGGGAAUAGUACUGUGACCCUUUUCUAGAAGAGCAGGAACCAAUUGCUUCAGAGCAGCACCUCUGUAUUUCAAAUCUUGCUGGUGUUUGAAGCAUGCUCUUGUUCUGAAAAGAAGCACCAUCCCUUUCCAGGUGGCAUCAUGAAGUAUGUUUGAAAAGGAGGCGCAGAAUGGAUGGGCAUAUUACUUGCCAUAUUUAUACAGAGUGACUUGAGAGAAUUUACACAUCUCCACUAUAAAUUGACACAGGCAUUUUUAUUAUACUUCAAAGUAGUGGUCGCUAGGGAGGUCUCAGGAGCCCUUCAACUAGGAGGGAGGGAAGUCUACACCAAAACCUGUUAACUGGCAAGGGAAUACAUUAAGGGAAACACACCCACCUUGGGUCAUCUAGUGUUUGAAUUCAUUCUCAGGAUGUAGGAAAAUGACAUGGAGUGAAUGGUCAAUGUCUAAUUGAACUGUAUAGAAUAUGUGAGUAUUCCAUUAAAGGUGGAUAAAACACAAA
Pogona vitticeps (central bearded dragon) is the source of this 1967-nucleotide messenger RNA. NCBI's taxonomy places the organism in Eukaryota, Metazoa, Chordata, Lepidosauria, Squamata, Agamidae. The record is from RefSeq and is a predicted model, not a curated record.